UAGUAUUUGUAUGGUGUAAUCAUUUCAAGAUAGAGAGAGAAAGGAGUAUCAGAAACGAACUCGUGAUUGCAGAAUUAGAGAGGAGAGACUGAAUUUACAGAAGAAUUUACCCUUUUUUCUUUUCUCGUGAUAUCUCUGCCUACUCAUAAUUAAUUAUACCUACGCCACGUUGUUUCUUUAGACCUAGACACUGCCAACUAAAAAACAGCUCUUUUCAAAGGCCAAUACAUUAUUCUCCUGUUGAAGUUGCAUAAGGAAACUUUGCUUUAAGUUUUACUUACAACUUCAGGUGAAAAUUAAACUGUAGGAUAUAUAGAGGAGUCUUAUGCAUAAAUAUAGAGGUGUUGGAAGUGGAAGAAAGAAUUUAUAGGAAAAUAUAUAAUGGGAAACUGUGAAAGGAAUAAUGGUGGAGUGAGGCAAUAUAGAAGAUCAAAAGUUCCUCGUUUGAGAUGGACACCUCAUCUUCAUCAAUGUUUUCUUCUUGCUAUUCAAAAACUUGGAGGCCACGACAAAGCUACACCUAAGCUUGUACUUCAGAUGAUGGAUGUGAGAGGACUUACAAUAUCUCAUGUCAAAAGUCAUCUCCAGAUGUAUAGAAGCAUGAAGAGUGAUGUCAACUGGCAAGCAGGAGGAGAAAGAAGCAAAGGAAAAGAGUGGGUAGAAGAUGAUCAUUCUCAUCAUCAACAAGAAGAAGUAUACCAUUCAUGUUGUAACCCCACCAUUGAAACAUCAGAAUCUCCAUUCCCAAUUUACAAUCCUCUGCCCACUAAAAGGGACAGACUACGUGAAGCAGUAGCCAAUUAUCCGUAUAGUGGUGAUGAUUACAUGCAGACUAGUAUUAAUUAUACUAAGAAAAGUGGGGUAAAUAAUGCUGAGAAGAAAGGAAUUACUGGUUUCAGAUGGCAACAGAUUUGUGAUACACAAAGAGAAGCAGUAGAUCACCUGUCCCAUACGGCCUCUUUCUCACUCCAUUUUUUUCAGACUUCUAAUGCUGCGUUUCAACAAUCUCAAGAUUUUAAGUUGUCCAUGCAAGAGGAUGAGAACUGGAAAUCAUCAAAGAAGCGUAAAUUUGAAAGCUUGAGGAAUGGAGAAGAAGAAGAAGAUAGUUGUAGAUUGUCAUUGUCUCUCUCAUUGCACCAUCCUUGUGCUCAAAGAAGCACUACUUCAGCUUCUACAAAUGAGGCAAUCUCUUCAUACUCAGACUGUAACUACUGGAAUUCUUCCUCAGAAAAGCAUAGUCUCAAUCUUGACCUAUCUAUUGCCUUGUCGUGAGUGAAUGAGACUAAUUACAUGCAGAAUCCUCUUUCUCGAUUAUUAAAGUAUUAACUCUAAUUAGUUGGUUA
Messenger RNA from Nicotiana attenuata, 1343 nucleotides. Its product is annotated as putative Myb family transcription factor At1g14600. The record is from RefSeq and is a predicted model, not a curated record. Gene Ontology annotation, molecular function: transcription cis-regulatory region binding; DNA-binding transcription factor activity. Lineage: Eukaryota; Viridiplantae; Streptophyta; Magnoliopsida; Solanales; Solanaceae. Bases 382 to 1272 code for a protein of 296 amino acids. Gene Ontology annotation, biological process: regulation of DNA-templated transcription; abaxial cell fate specification. The transcript is spliced from 6 exons.